ACGAACCCGCGGCGGCCUUUUUCGUUACAUGGCGCCCUCUUCUUUCCUCUUCCUCGUUGCCGUCGUCCUCUUCGCGUCUCUGGUUUCUGCCGGUACCGUGCUCUUUCCGGCGGAGUCCGAUGCCUUCCCCCGCGGAGACUCUUCCUCCUACUCGAGGGAGCUGAUGAGCUCGGCCUUCAUGGAGAGCGGGUGGCUGGUGGCCCUCAGGAGACGGCUCCACGAGAACCCCGAGACGCGAUACGAGGAGCACAACACGAGCGCGCUCAUCCGGGAGGAGCUCGACCGCAUCGGCGUCCCGUAUGAAUACCCGCUGGCGACGACCGGCGUCGUCGCCCUCAUCGGUUCCGGCGAGCCCCCCGUCGUCGCUCUCCGGGCGGACAUCGAUGCUCUUCCCCUGCAGGAAAUGGUGGAGUGGGAGCACAAGAGCCGAGUGGAAGGGAAGAUGCACGCCUGCGGCCACGACGCGCACACGGCCAUGCUUCUUGGCGCCGCGAAGCUGCUCAACGAACGGCGAGAUCGUCUCAAGGGGACGGUGAGGCUGCUGUUUCAGCCAGCAGAAGAAGGUGGGGAGGGCGCGCUUCGCAUGGUGGAAGAUGGCGCCCUCGGGGACGCCGAGGCGAUUUUCGGGAUGCAUGUGGAUCCGAGGAUGCCGACGGGGACGAUCGCGUCAACGCCGGGAGAGUCCAUGGCUGCUGCUUGUGGUUUUCAAGCUGAGAUUAAAGGGGAAGGUGGCCAUGCAACGGUUCCCCACUUGAGCAGGGAUCCCGUCAUUGCUACUGCAUUUGCAAUUUUGGCUCUGCAGCACCUCAUUUCUCGUGAAACGGAUCCGUUUGGUAGUCAGGUGCUCUCUGUAACUUUUGUGAAAGGUGGUGAGGCACAUAAUGUCAUCCCUUCAACUAUGACAUUUGGAGGAACCAUUCGAAGUCUCUCCACCCAGGGGCUAUACCAACUCAGGAAAAGAGUCACCGAGGUAAUUGAGACACAGGCUGCCGCUCACAGGUGCCAUGCGACCAUAAGUAUGACCGCGGGAGGGUACACUCUCUACCCUGCUGUUGUAAACGACCAUGAUCUGCACCGUCAUGUUCAGAGCGUUGGAGUACUCUUGCUUGGUGCAGAAAAUGUGAAGCUUGGGCAGAAAAUUUUGGCCAGUGACGACUUCUCCUUCUAUCAGCAGUUCAUCCCCGGUGUAAUGCUGAACAUUGGUAUCAGAAAUGAAGCAUCAGGCUCUGUUCACCAUUUGCACUCCCCAUAUUUCUUUCUUGAUGAAGGGGUUCUUCCCAUCGGUGCGGCUCUGCAUACUGCAUUAGCUGAAUUGUACGUGAACAAUAGAUGGGAGUCGUCGAAACCACAUUGAUUACCUUGUUUGGUUUUUUAACUCAUAAUGAUAGAGAUAUAGCAAGUUUUUCUUGGGUGGUUACUGUGCACCCUAACAUUGUAAACUAUGCAAUGUAUAUGUCCUCUAAAUCUGCUUCACCAAUUACAUACACAAUCCGGCGUGUUGGGUAGUAUACCGAAUUCCGCCGUUUACUAGAGAUCCUUAGUUCUACCAGUGGAAGGGCUGGAGAUAAUUUUGGCUCAGUUCUAUAUGAAAAAACAUGACAAGCUUGAAGAUACUAAUCUUGGUUCAUUCAGCAUGUUUACAAGACUUGCAUCAACGGAUUUUAUUGGAUUUGUCCUCAGAUUCAGAAAGGUGUGGAGGAAGACCGCUGUGUAUUAAGUUGUAAACUUGUCGUCCUCUUAGAAGUUGCAGGCUGUUAAUUGAUUUUGGGGGUUGUUUAGCUUUCAAACAUACGGUUCCAUGAACAAGAAGGUUCAUAGAAUAGAAGAUAUGUAACUAUGCCAUUAGCCAAACGGCCUCUUAAAUUUGGUUGCA
Molecule: messenger RNA, 1873 nt
Organism: Nymphaea colorata (pocket water lily)
Lineage: Eukaryota; Viridiplantae; Streptophyta; Magnoliopsida; Nymphaeales; Nymphaeaceae
Product: IAA-amino acid hydrolase ILR1-like 5
Exons: 5
Coding region: 29-1354 (441 amino acids)
Biological process (GO): auxin metabolic process
Cellular component (GO): endoplasmic reticulum
Molecular function (GO): IAA-Ala conjugate hydrolase activity
Source: RefSeq, a predicted model, not a curated record